AUGGAUCGCCGAAAGACCUUUGCUGAUUCGACAGUCUCUAAUACAGGUAGUAAUAUAAAAGGACUACAAUUAUUUAUUGCUGAUCUAAGGGCAUCCCAACAAUCAGAAGAUCAACUAAAGAGAAUUCACUCUGAAAUUGUAAAGAUAAAACAACAUUUCAAUACUUCUAAUAAAAAAGGAACAUCUAAUGGACGUAUACUGAAUAAUGAUAAAUUUGAUGGGUAUCAACGGAAAAAGUACGUAGCCAAAUUGGCAUACAUAUAUAUCACAUCCAAUACCACUAUGCUUAAUGAUAUUCUUUUUGGAUUGGAUGAAGUCGUUAAAUUAAUUAAAUCAAAUAUAUUUUCUGAAAAAUUUAUAGGGUAUAUGACAUUAGAACUUUUAUAUAGGCACAAAAUAGUUGUCGAAAGAGUUAAUGAUGAGGUUGUAAUACAACUGAUAAAUGAUAUUUCAAGUUCCAAAGAUGAUUUCACAGAAUUGGGGUUAAAUUUUGUUGGUGUCACAGGUACACUUACUAAGGCUCUUGCAUCAAAUCAAGAUCUAGUAUCGGAAGUUUUUCAGGUAUUAAGAUCACCAACUUCAUCCUUAUAUUUAAAGAAAAAAUCGACAUUGGCAUUUUUAACUUUAUUGAAAAGUAAAAAUUCAAUUUUAGCAGAUGAUCUCCAACGUAAACAAUUGUGGAUUCAAAGAAUUCUAAGUUUGUUGGAUGAUACAGAUAAUUAUAGAUUGACGCUCACAACGUUACCUUUGGUAGAAUACAUUGCUAAAAAUAUCGAUCCUUCAUUUUUUACGAGAUUAGUUCCUCAAUUAAGUGACAUAUUAUACAAAUGUGUGGUGAUCGGCGGAUCUAACACUGGAAGAAGUUCCUUUCCAGAUGAAUAUAAAUUUGCAAAUAUGCCAAACCCGUGGUUAAUUACCAAAAUUGUAUCUUUACUGAAUGUUCUUAUAAUAUCGCCAUCUGAAACUGAAGAUAAUAAUGGUUUGUUCGAAUCCAGUUUACUGCAUACAGAUAAUAUUGAUUGUGAAACUUUGGGACGGUUAAGAAUGUGUGUUAUGGAGACUAUUAAUUUGGGUACGAGAAGGACUUCUGAUCCAAUGGAAAAAACAGUUCAGAAUACAAUCCUUUUUUCCCUAAUAAAUUUUGCCUCUAAAUUGGAUCCAUCUCAUGAGGCUAUUGUUAACUCGGCAACCGCUUUAUGUGAGCUUUUGAACUCAAAUGAUAUCAAUGUUAGAUAUCUAACUUUAGAUUCUCUAAUUAGAUUAUGUUCCUUCAGUGGGAAGACGGCCUUUGAUAGUAUCCGUGGUAAAAAUUUAGAUCUUAUUUUCCAUAUAUUGAAUAGUGAAAGAGAUUCCUCGAUCAUUAGGAAAGUUGUUGAUUUGUUGUAUACUUUUACUGAUAUUGAUAAUGUGAAAACUAUUGUAGAGCAACUGUUAAGUUUUAUCCUCAGCUCUAAGCAUUUGUCAGACCCCCAUCUUAAAUCAGAUAUUGUUAUUAAAGCAGCAAUUUUAACUGAAAACUUCUCAAUAGAUCCUAGUUGGUAUGUCAGUAUCUCGUUGAAGAUAUUAUCUUUAUCUGUCAAUACCUCCACAAAGGAUGAAGAAAUAUGGAGAAGAUUAUGUCAAAUUGUUGUGAAUAACCCACAAUUACAAGUUUUAACGUGUCAAAAGUUGAUAGAAUAUUUACGUUCCAAUCAGACAUCUGAAUAUAUUGUUAAAGUUGCUGCUUUUAUACUGGGUGAAUAUACAUAUAUGAUAUCAGAUAAUGUUCCAAUUCCCGACUUAUUUAAUAUAUUUACUGAAAAGUAUUUUACUUUGCAAAAUGGAACAAAAGCCAUGAUACUUACCACGAUGAUAAAAUUAUAUAAAUGUCAGCCUGAUAUUGGGUCCGCAGUAAUCAAAUUCUAUCAAUUAGAAUUAAAUUCACUAGAUAUUGAACUGCAAACACGUUCAUAUGAAUAUCUUAAAUUAAUUCAAAUAUCGAAGAUGAGUCAAAAUUUGGAUUUAUUGGAUACAUUGUUCCAACCAUUACCUCCUUUUAAUAAUAAAUCUAACCCAUUAUUAAAGAGAUUAGGUAGUCUUCCAGUUGCCUCGCUAUCUACGAUGGCGUUAUCCUCGAGUCGUAGUAGGAGUUCGAGUAUGAUAUUAAAGAAUACUUCGAAUGAUGAAUCAGAUAAUGGUAACAUAAUGCAAACAACAUCACAAGGUACAGACGUAACUGUAGUCCCGCGUCCACCUCCAUCAAGAAAGACCAGAUCAUCUUCAACAUUUUCGGAGUUGCUAAACAAAAAUCCAGUAGUAGAUAUAAAAUAUGGUGAACUAAAAUUAUCAAAUAAUUGGAGAGAGGGCUCUUCAAGAAUGUUUCAAUUUAACCAAGGUAUCUUAUUAUCUUCUCCGUUACUUAAGAUUUUAUAUAAAAUCUUGGUUCUUGAGCCUACCAAAUUGGAAAUUACCUUGACGUUUGUAAAUCAAACCGAAUGGGAUAUCAGUGCAUUAACAAGUGAAAUAAUAGCAUCGCGUACAAAUAAUAAUCCAGAAUAUUUCUUACAAAAUAUUCAACCACCAGGGAGUCCAAUGAUUAUUCCUCACCGUAAAGUGGAACAAAAAUUUGAAAUUGUGAUAAGAAAACCAUUUUCUUGUAAUGAGGCUCCUGUUGCUAGUAUAUAUUUCAAAUGUGGUGGUAGUGUGAAUACCUUAAAUUUGAGAAUGGGAUUGGGUGUAACUAGUACUUUAAGCACUAAUGGCGCUGUAACUUUAACACAAUUUGUUAAGCGUUGGAAAACAUUGAGUGACGCAAUGGGUAAAGAAGGUGAAUAUCAAUCUAAUGAUAUUGUUGUGAGUUUAUUUGGGAAUGAUACCCCAGACACCAAUCUUACAAAACUUACAAAUAUUAUCAUGAAAAUGGGAUUUGAUGUAGUGGAACAAACUACGUUGUCACAAACGUUAUUUCUAGCAGGUAUCGUUCAUACUAAGACAGAUGGAAAUUUUGGUUGUCUGUUGAAAUUGUCAUAUUUAGACACAGGAAAACUGAAUAUUACAUGUAAGACUACUACUGGAGGACCAUUGGCACAAUAUAUUGUUGAUUGUAUCAUUUUUGCGAUAAACAAAUAA
Molecule: messenger RNA, 3108 nt
Organism: Maudiozyma barnettii
Lineage: Eukaryota; Fungi; Ascomycota; Saccharomycetes; Saccharomycetales; Saccharomycetaceae
Gene: APL3
Product: Apl3p
Exons: 1
Coding region: 1-3108 (1035 amino acids)
Biological process (GO): intracellular protein transport; clathrin-dependent endocytosis
Cellular component (GO): AP-2 adaptor complex; membrane coat
Molecular function (GO): clathrin-cargo adaptor activity
Source: RefSeq, a predicted model, not a curated record